Molecule: messenger RNA, 1122 nt
Organism: Rotaria sp. Silwood2
Lineage: Eukaryota; Metazoa; Rotifera; Eurotatoria; Philodinida; Philodinidae
Source: the annotation of a GenBank genome assembly
AUGAUAAGUCUUGUUGAAACAUGGACAAAACCUACUGAUUCUUUGGAAAUUGAAGGUUUUAAAGUAAUUCACAGACGUGAUUGUAAUGAUACACGAAAACCACUCGGUCAAAUCACUUACUUAAAAAAUGAUUUGAAGUGUGAAAAUAUCACCGAAAGAUGUGAAUAUUCAGGAAAAGACCAUAUUGAAUAUUGCUCAAUAAAAAUUCAUGAUAUUUGUAUUGUUUCCGUUUACAAUUCACCAAAUUCAUCAUUUGAUGUCUUAAAACGACAUAUUAAUGAAGUUAUAUCUAUUUCAAAAAGAUUCUGUGAAGAUAUAAUUGUUGUUGGUGAUUUCAAUAUAAAUUUGAAGAUAAAAACCAAUCACAAAUUUAUUGAAUAUAUGGAGUCGUUCGGGUUGACUCUGAUUAAUAAAUUAAAUAAAAGUUCAACUAAUGCAAAAACGCAAAUUGACUAUUGCUUCACUAAUGUGAAAGACUUAAAAUCUGAUUAUUUUGAAAGUCUUACAAGUUUUCAUAAACCAAUAUGGAUAAGAAAGCAUAAAGUUUUGACUAAGUUUCAUUUUGAUGAAACCGAAGACAAUCGUACAAAUAUACCUUUUAAUAUCGAUGAGAUUAUAACUGAUGAUCAAUCUGACACGAUGGAAGUCGAUGAGAAAUUCGUUUUUGAAUGCCAUGAAACAGUCGAUAAAAACGAACAAAUUGACUUAGAUAUGUCUUUCCAUUUGGGAGAUCUCAAAGUUAAUGAUCCAUCUGAUAUGAUGGAUAUUGAAGAAAAAUCUUCUUCCGAAAAUCAUGAAAUCAUUGAUUCAAACUCGAGAAAGAUUCUUGAUCAAUUUCUUCUUGUACUUGAUUUAAAUAAUACUACAGACACUGAUCAAAUCUCAAGUCAAGCUCAAGUAAUCAAUGAUGUAAUUGAAAAAUCACCGUUUAUAACUAUGCAAAAUAAAGACCGAUUCGUCCGGUUAGAAUUGGAAACAGAAUAUUCUGUUCAAGCAUUUGACUCAGUUUAUGCUCGAACCCGCACGACUGCAGAUGGCAAUUGUUUAUAUAGUUCUCUUUCGAUAUUAAAUAUUGGAUCUGAAAAACUAACACAUUCGAUGAGAUUGUUGGCACAUGAAUAA